Molecule: messenger RNA, 1498 nt
Organism: Gymnodraco acuticeps
Lineage: Eukaryota; Metazoa; Chordata; Actinopteri; Perciformes; Bathydraconidae
Product: B2 bradykinin receptor-like
Biological process (GO): neutrophil chemotaxis; G protein-coupled receptor signaling pathway; immune response
Cellular component (GO): membrane
Molecular function (GO): bradykinin receptor activity
Source: RefSeq, a predicted model, not a curated record
CUCUUUCGGAGAGCGUGUCAGAGGUAGACCUCAGUGAAACAAAGUUCUGAAACAGUGUAUCUGCACAAGAAGAAGAAUGGCUCUUCCGUCCACAAGCAUCCUCGCUAACUUCAACACUACGGCGAUAAAUGGAGAGCAAAACAACAUGAAUGGGAGUCAGUGUUAUAGUGAAAAACCACAUUUUUGGCACAUCUCUGUGCUGCCGGUGUAUAUCCUGCUCGUCGCUGUGCUGGGAAUUGUGUUGAAUGUAUUUGUCCUCGGGGUUUUCUGUCUUCAUAAGAAGUCCUGUACCGUGGCUGAGAUCUACUUAAGCAACAUAGCUGCUGCUGACCUGAUCCUGACGUCCUGUCUGCCCUUCUGGGCUGUGAAUGCAGCCAACCAAUUCAACUGGCCCUUUUCUCAUCACCUGUGUCGACUGGUCAACUUUGGCAUCAACAUGAACGCCUACUCUAGCAUCUACUUCCUCGUUUUGAUAAGCAUAGAUCGUCGCAUGGCACUAGCGAACCCUCUGUCCCAUAUAGGAAUAUCUAGGCCAAAAUAUGCCAAACUGGGCUGUGUGCUGGUGUGGUCUUUCGGCUUGCUCCUAAGUGUCCCCACACUUGUCUUCAGGGAAGUGAAAGAUUUCCCUGAAAUACAAUCUAAUAUAUGCUAUAUGGCUUUCCGAAAUCUCACUGAAAGGGUUGUGUUUGAUGUGAUGCAGGUUACAUUCAGCUUCAUCAUCCCCUUUGUCAUCAUCUUCUACUGUACUAUACAUAUUCUUCAAGCUCUGAACAACCGGAUAUUUGAUGGCUUAAACACCCAGAAGAAGGAGCAAAAGGCCACCACUCUGGUGCUGGCGGUCCUCCUGGCGUUUAUGAUCUGCUGGAUGCCAUUCCACGUGACAAAGAUAUUACUUUUGCUGCAAGAAGCUGGAGUCCUGACAGGGUGUAGCCUUGACUACGCCCUUAACAUCUGCGGCCAUGUCUUCAUGUACCUCGCCUUCUUCAACAGUGUUCUCAACCCCAUCCUCUACGUCAUUGUAGGACAGCAAUUUCGGCAAAAAGUGAGGGGACUCUUUAAACAGUGGAGAUCUACCAGAAAAUCGUCCGUUAACAUCUCAUGCACAAACUCAACCCGGAUGAGUAGUGUUGGACCUCAGUUGUCUGUUCCGAAGGACAUUUCUUAGAAGCUGUUGUUUUUGUUUACUUACUUUCACAUAAUGAACUUAUUAGUCAUGUUCCCCGAAGAAGAUAUCAAACAGUAACUUAGUCAUUUAGAAUUGAGUCAGAAUACACAUUAAAUACAAUCCUGUCUGUUGAGAGGAUAUUGUCUACUCAGACCUUACUUUUAAUUUCAAACAGUUCCCUUCAUCUUAUCUUCUUUGAGCAACAGGAGGAAACCGAGGGGAAGGAGGAGAAAGAUAACCAUAAUAUUUAGCAACAUGUAAGCGCUACUAACAUUAACAGACCAGAGGAAAUCAAUGUUGCGGUCACCUUUUAAUGCAUGGGAUUAUUACAGG